This is a messenger RNA of Penicillium taxi, 306 nucleotides long. RefSeq lists its product as uncharacterized. The record is from RefSeq and is a predicted model, not a curated record. Bases 1 to 306 code for a protein of 101 amino acids. Lineage: Eukaryota; Fungi; Ascomycota; Eurotiomycetes; Eurotiales; Aspergillaceae. The transcript has 2 exons.
AUGCCACCAUAUCUCAAAGAACACAGGCACAAGUGCAUCUCCGGUCUGCUUCACAUGAUUCCAAUGUGCGCUCACCACCAAAAGGUUUCCCCACUACUCCCACAAAGAGACCGUUUACAAACCCCCAAUACGCCUAGCAAGAAUCGCCGUUACGAGGAAUCUAUCAGCAUGAAAAUUGAGUACGGCUGCAUGGAAGAGAUGUCAAGCAUGGACAUCACAAUCGACGAGCCAAUGAACGUUGUCGGUAAUGAGAGAGGACCCAUAUGUCUGGAGGCUGAACAAGCCACGCUUAAGGCCGAACACUAA